Messenger RNA from Thermothielavioides terrestris NRRL 8126, 2224 nucleotides. RefSeq lists its product as uncharacterized. Lineage: Eukaryota; Fungi; Ascomycota; Sordariomycetes; Sordariales; Chaetomiaceae. The transcript has 2 exons. Gene Ontology annotation, molecular function: ATP binding; galactokinase activity. Gene Ontology annotation, cellular component: cytoplasm; cytosol. The record is from RefSeq and is a predicted model, not a curated record. Gene Ontology annotation, biological process: galactose metabolic process; carbohydrate phosphorylation. Bases 287 to 1852 code for a protein of 521 amino acids.
GAUUUCCCCUCCAAUUCACGUGCUCAACUUCAGACUUAAGUUCAUCACAUGUUGCCUCCAAAUCCAACAGCGGAAACCUUAUUUUUCCCAUAUUGUGCACACUUCAAACCACAGUUCCUCAAUUGUGCGCAGUGCAACAAACUCGCAAGCUUGCGCGAAUCCACGUCCAGCCUAUCAACUCGCGUUAGCUCCCGCCAAGGGCUGCUCCUAUCCCCAAAGCUUCCAGCCACCAUUCUAGGUGGCUACCUCACACGCCGUGCUCGGCACAGGCGUCCCCUCUUCCGACAUGGCCGGUUCUGUCCCUAUUGCUCGCUCUUUGAGCGACAUUUACACCCCGGAUGCGUUGCCGACGCAGGCCAAGCGAUGGAACAACCUUCUGGCCAAGUUUGAGGAGGUUUACGGGCAUCCGGCCGAGUUCAUCUCACGAUCCCCGGGUCGGGUCAAUAUCAUUGGCGAACACAUCGACUACUCACUGUACUCGGUACUCCCUAUGGCCAUCACCGCCGAUGCGCUGCUCGUGGUCUCCACUGCCCUCACCCCGACCACGCCUGGAACAUUUAAGGUACAGAUCGCCAACGUGCAAGACUCCAAAUUCCCCUCGCGCGAGUUCGAUAUUCCCUACGAGACUGUGGACAUCGAUGCCACUGUGCAUGAGUGGACCAACUACUUCAAGUCUGGCCUGCGAGGCGCUCUCGAGCACUUGCGCAGGAAGCGCGGGGCAGACUUCAAACCCAGUAGCAUGAAGAUCCUGAUGGACGGCACUGUUCCUGCUGGUGGCGGUUUAAGCUCGAGCGCGGCGUUCGUCAGCGCCAGCGCAUUGGCAAUCAUGGUUGCGAAUGGCGAACACACCGUUAACAAGACCGAGUUAACCGAGCUGGCUAUCGUGAGCGAGCGCGCUGUGGGUGUGAACUCAGGGGGGAUGGAUCAGUCUGCUUCGGUCUUCUCCGAGCGCGGCUCCGCGCUCUUCGUUUCGUUCGCGCCUUCCCUCAAGGCUCGGCCUGUCUACUUCCCCAAGACCAACCCGGAGUUGACCUUCCUUGUGGCCCAGUCUUUCGUCACUUCAGACAAGUUCGUCACGGGCCCGAUCCAUUACAACUUGCGCGUGGUCGAGUGCAGCCUGGCCGCUGCCUACCUCAACGCAGUGCUUAACCCCCCUGGCACCCAGCUUCCUCCUGAUGCUGCACCGCUGGGUAUCAGUCUCCAUGGCUUCCAUGAAACGUACUUCGCCCUCCGGGAACACGGCGCCGGUGCCACCUCGAGCAAGCCCGUGCCCGACCAGCUCGACGAGCUGAUUACCCUCACCAAGCAGACCCUAACCCAAGUUGAGGGUUACACGCGAGAAGAGAUCGCCAGCGUGCUCAACAUCUCGGUGGACGAGCUCAACGCCAGGUUCACGUCCCGGUUUCCUGUCCGCGCCGAGCGCUUCAAGCUGCGCCAGCGUGCGCUGCACGUCUUCUCCGAGGCACUCCGGGUCCUGAAGUUCAUGGCCCUGCUCGAGACCGGCCCGUCUGGAGACGACACCGCUUCGUAUAACAGUCAGCUGGGUGCGCUCCUCAACGAAACUCAAACGUCCUGCCGCGACGUGUACGAGUGCAGCUGCGAGGAGAUUGAUACUCUCUGUGCUAUCGCGCGGAAGGCGGGCAGCUACGGCAGCCGUCUGACCGGUGCCGGCUGGGGUGGGUGCAGCGUGCAUCUCGUGCCGGCGGACAAAGUUGCAGAGGUGCGAGAUGCGUGGGAUAGAGAGUACUACAGCAAGCUCAACCUUACUGAGGACCAGAAGGAGGCCGCUGUGGUGGUUAGUCGGCCAGGCAAUGGGAGCGCCGUUUGUUUCGUAAAGGAUUUGGUCAUUUAAACCAAAGAGCUGGUAUUACGCUUGCGAAGACACAGGCAUAGCUAGGUUUGGCUGCAUAUAGUCACUUGGCAUUCUAGCUUGCAACAUGCUUUUCCAGAGUCCUUCUUCAUUCUUAUCCUCGUUUGGUUCUCAGUUGUAAUGGCGCCUAUGCCACUGCGAAAGAGCAUGUUGGAGAACCCAACUGUUGAGUCAAUCGCUACAUUACUUCACAGUUAAAGCACUUGCAGAUACAGAUGCAAAGCAACACAAUAGUUAGAAAUUAUAGUAGUAAGAUGUCACAAGCUAGAGCAUAUGUAGCUCUGCAUGCCACUCCUUGCGCUCGGGGGGCAUAUAUUAGCCCUGCCUACACAUAUAUAUAGACUUAGAUGCUCC